AGAAAGCAAAUGUCCCUGUUGCACCACCAAAACUGUCCAAAAUAUGAGUUAAUUUUGCACAUUUGUGUAUUAAAUUAACUUCUGGUCACAAAACACCCAAUAUGCUCACCGUUUAAUAAGUUGGGGCACACCACAUAAAAUGACUUCAAUAAUCAAACUGCAGGCCCUGUCGGGGGCAAUGGACGAGUCGCCCCCUUGCUACAUCCUGCAAGUCGACGAAGUGCGUAUUUUACUGGACUGUGGAUGGGACGAACAUUUCGAUAUGGAAAUUAUCAAAGAAAUGAGAAGGCAUGUUCACACGAUUGACGCCGUCUUGAUUUCGUACCCUGAUGUGGCGCAUUUGGGGGCUCUUCCAUAUUUAGUCGGAAAGUUGGGCUUGAAUUGCCCUAUUUAUGCCACAAUACCGGUCUAUAAGAUGGGGCAAAUGUUUAUGUAUGACUUGUUUCAGUCUCAUUAUAAUAUGGAAGACUUUGAUUUAUUCACAUUGGAUGAUGUGGACGCCACUUUUGAGAAAGUUAUUCAGCUGAAGUAUAAUCAGAGUGUUCCAUUAAAAGGCAAGGGGUAUGGAUUGACAAUCACGCCCUUGCCUGCUGGGCACAUGAUUGGGGGCACAAUUUGGAAAAUAAUGAAGGUUGGUGAAGAAGACAUUAUUUACGCUAAUGAUUUCAACCACAAAAAAGAGAGGCAUUUGAACGGUUGUGAGUUAGAAAAGUUACAAAGGCCCUCUCUGUUCAUCACUGAUGCGUUUAAUGCUACGUACCAACAAGCCAGGAGAAGGGCUCGGGACGAAAAACUAAUGACCAACAUUUUGCAAACUUUGAGGAACAACGGCAACGUUCUGGUCGCUGUGGACACAGCAGGCCGUGUUUUAGAACUGGCCCAUAUGUUGGACCAGCUUUGGAGAAACAAGGAAUCAGGCCUUCUAGUCUAUUCUCUAGCUCUGCUAAGCAAUGUCAGUUACAACGUUGUAGAGUUUGCAAAGUCUCAAAUUGAGUGGAUGAGUGAUAAACUGAUGAGGAGUUUUGAAGGCGCGAGAAAUAAUCCUUUCCAGUUCAAACAUCUGCAACUGUGUCACAGUUUACACGAACUACAGAAGGUUUCAAGUCCUAAAGUUGUUCUCGCGAGUUCGCCUGAUAUGGAGAGUGGGUUCUCUCGCGAGUUGUUUCUUCAGUGGUGCUCAAAUCCUAAUAAUAGUAUAAUUAUCACGACUAGGACGUCUCCGGGGACAUUAGCUCGAGAUUUAGUCGAUAAUGGGGGCAAUCGCCAAAUCGAUUUGGUUGUGAAAAGACGAGUCAAGUUAGAAGGUAGCGAACUUGAAGAGUACCAAAAGAGCCAAAGAGAAAAACGAGAGGAAAAUUCCAGCAGGGACGAGGAGUCGGAUUCAGACGAUGAUAUUGAAAUGAGUGUCAUAUCAAAAGGGCGGCACGAUAUUGUCAUAAAACAAGAAGGCAAGACCUCAGGUGGCUUUUUCAAAGUUACGAAAAAACAAUAUCCCAUCUACCCUUUUCACGAAGAAAAAAUCAAAUGUGACGAAUACGGCGAAAUAAUCAAACCGGAAGACUACAAGCUAGCUGAUGUCGUCACAGAAACUGAAGAUAAUAAGGAAAAUGUUGUGAUCAAAAAAGAAGAAGAGGUCAUUCCUGAGGUGGCUGAGACGCCGUCCAAGUGCAUCGUACUUAGCAGGACUGUCCAGGUUAACUGUCAAGUGCAAUAUAUUGACUUCGAAGGUCGCUCAGACGGGGAAUCCCUCAUGAAAAUUUUGUCUCAGUUGAGGCCCAGAAGAGUUAUAAUCGUCCGAGGUUCGCCUGAGAGUACUAACACGAUAAAAAAUCACUGUCAGGAGAAUCUCGAUGCAAGAGUGUUUGCUCCAGUCAGGGGUGAAGUCGUGGAUGCGACAACUGAGACUCAUAUUUAUCAAGUGCGUCUGACUGAUGCUCUGGUGUCUCAACUGAAUUUCCAGAAGGCUAAAGAUGCCGAAGUUGCGUGGCUUAACGCCCAGAUUGUGGUCAGGGAAAGUCAGUUGGAUGCGAGGAGGAUGAAUGUCGACAACGAACCAAUGGAAGUCGAUGAGGAAGAGUCAAAAAUAUUGACUCUGGAGCCCUACGGCGACAACAUCCCCCACGACACAGUAUUCAUCAACGAACUAAAACUUUCCGAAUUCAAACAAAUCCUGGCUAAAAGCAACAUCAAUUCAGAAUUUUCAGGCGGAGUUUUGUGGUGCAGCAACGGCACUUUAGCCAUCAGGAGGGUAGAAACAGGGAGAGUGAUCCUCGAAGGUUGCAUUUCGGAAGAUUAUUACAAAGUGAAAGAGCUUUUGUAUGAGCAGUACGCAGUACUGUAGUGUUUUUCAUAAAUUUUCGUACCUUU
This is a messenger RNA of Tribolium castaneum (red flour beetle), 2367 nucleotides long. RefSeq names its product Cleavage and polyadenylation specificity factor 100 (gene CPSF2). Bases 140 to 2341 code for a protein of 733 amino acids. NCBI's taxonomy places the organism in Eukaryota, Metazoa, Arthropoda, Insecta, Coleoptera, Tenebrionidae. Gene Ontology annotation, molecular function: RNA binding. The record is from RefSeq and is a predicted model, not a curated record. Gene Ontology annotation, cellular component: mRNA cleavage and polyadenylation specificity factor complex. Gene Ontology annotation, biological process: mRNA 3'-end processing by stem-loop binding and cleavage. The transcript has 8 exons.